AUGUGGUGCAGAACUCUCAUCUUGCUGGCUGGAGCUGUGUUCAUCUACCAUCAGGUCUAUGCAGCAGACACUUACGUUGCUGAGCUCAUGAUCGAGAGUAAUGUCACCCUGGACUCCAACACCAUUUUGUCAGCUCUGAAUUUCCCCAAUCUCACAGUGCCAACUAACAGCGGAAAUUUUCAACUGAACAUCUCACAGGCUAAAUUCAUUGCAGAGUGUAUGCUUGUUGAAGACAACACGAGUUGCAACUGUGCUGAAGGGUACAUUUGGAGCAACCAAGUGUGUUACAAUACCAAAACCUGUUGCAAUGAGUCUUCUUGCUAUGCCAACGUGUCCCACUUCACCCCCCUCUGCAUUGCCAAGGUCAAAGUUCACAUCAACGGAUCUAUUGCAAUGCAAAGCAGCACAUGGACCAACAGCCACAAGAUUCAGCUUAUUGACGCUAUGAAAAGACUGAACGGUUUUGACGGUCUAAAUGUUACUGGAUUGAGGGAUGGCGAUGUCAUCGCUGACUUUGAGGCAGAUGUCAGUGUCAAAUUUGAGACUUCACGACUUCAAAACGAAUUUAAAAACCUGGAGGCAAAUAUUGAUGCUUUAAUUCAGGCAGACACCUUAGGAAUGGUCAACAUCGAGUCUCCAGAUACUACGGUGUGCUAUUUGUCAGAACCUUCACUGAAAUGCACUUUUAAUGAAGAGUCAGAAAGCGCUGGCUGGAACAUGAGCAUGAAAAAUGAGCGCUUUGAACUGAACAGCGGCAGUUUGGUGAGCCUGGACAAAAACUGUGCUACCAAGGAAUUCAAGUCUUGUGUUGGGGUCACACUUAAAAAUGUGACCAACAACUGGGCAGGUGCAUAUGAGUGUGGUUUUACCAUUGGCUCAAUAAGACACAGGGCUACGACGGUGCUGGAUGUGGCUGCCCUGCCUGAUGAGAUUACAGUGAUCACUGAUCCUUUGACAGUGGACUGUUCCAAAAAGACCGCAAACGAGAUUGUUAAAGUGAAAGUCACCGCCAUCAUCCCGAAUGCCACAAAGAGGUUUGAUGUCACUUGGUCCUACCGAGGCAUAGACCAAAAGGAGGAGCUACAGCCAGAAUCAUCUGAAGAUCGGCUUUACUACAAGGUUGACAUAAGCAUCAACUGCAUGUAUACCCCUGAUGCACAAUAUGUCAACUUCAAUUUUAAGAACCAGAAGAAUCAACAAAAAAGUGGAAGAGUGGAUAUCCCAGUGCUCUAUGCUGGCCAAAAAUAUUGUAUGGAGAGGCAUGACAGUGCGUUUUGGCCAAAAACCCCAAGUGGAGCUACAGUGAUUAAUCGGACAUGUGAAUCAGGCAGAGUUGGUUAUAAAGAACGGACGUGUGAAAGCACUGAAUGGCAGAGGGUGUUCCCCUAUCAUGUUAACAAAGAGCUUAUCAAAGUUUUGAAUGCAGCACGUAAAUUCGAGCAGGGGCUUGGGGCUACCCAGGAGGUGGCUUUGGAAAUAUUUGCACGUCUGAAGAACAACAUGAACACCAGUGACAAUGAUGGUAGUGAUAACAGCAUGGCCGAUCUGAUUGCGUCUAUCAAUAUUCUCAGUACCAUGGCCAGCGCAUCAUCAAUCAUCCCCUUGCAAGAAGAAGUCUUUCCUAAUUUCAUUAAUGCUGCAAGCACAAUGCUGAGUCAAUCAUGGGGUGGGGUCAACAGAAGCAUUGAAGAAAACAUGGCAUCGAAUUACCUGAAGUCCGUGGAAGAUCUAGUGAAGAACAUCAAUAUGAACAACAACAAUGGAUUCUGCUCUCAGAAUCUUGACCUCACAUUCUGCAGGGCUCAAAAUGGCUCCCACUGUAAGCCCAGUGUGUUUGGCGUCAACAUCACCCUGAAUGGGACAUCUGGGAUCAUCAAAACCAUAGGCAUAAAAAAUCUGGGGAGGAAACUGAAAAACAAUCAUCCCGAUAAAAGAGUCUCCAGCCUGUUAGUAUCAACCACAGUGACCAACCACAGAAGUUCAUUGUUGGACAUCACCCUGGACUUUCCCUGUGAGCUUCAGGAACAUGAAGAAGCUCUCUGUGUUUUCUGGAACACCAGCAUGGAUGAAUGGUCGACUGAAGGUUGUCAGCUGACAACUGGCGAUAAUGAUCGCACCAUUUGCCGAUGCAACCAUCUGACCGCCUUCUCUGUCCUCAUGUCCAAAAAAGAAGUCAACUUGCCAUUCCUGGAUGAAAUCACAUACGUGGGCCUCGGCAUGUCUAUCUGCUCCCUGCUGGUCCUCAUCAUCAUCGAGGCUCUGGUGUGGUCCGCCGUCGUCAAAAGCAACCUCUCGUACUUCCGCCACACAGCUCUGGUCAACAUCUCCAUCUGUCUCCUCUUAGGGCACUGCAGUUUACUGGCCUCCUCUCACAAGCUCCUCAGUGACACCUGUUGCCUUUUCCUGACCGUGUGCAAGCAUUUCUUUUUCCUGGCCAUGUUCUGCUGGAUGCUGUGCCUGAGCAUCCUGCUUGUUCACCAGCUCAUCUUCGUUUUCAGCCCACUGAGGAAGAGGAUCUUUAUGUUCUUCUCAAGCAUCAUAGGCUAUGUCUUGCCCAUCAUCAUUGUGGGGGCCACCUAUAUGUAUUACAAAUACACCGGUGAGCCUUACCACAAUAAGAAAGAGUGCUGGCUCACCUAUGAACGGUUGUUGAAGGGCUCCAUCCACAGUUUCAUCCUCCCCGUUGGAACUGCCAUUCUUAUAAACCUCUUCUGCAUGGGUAUGGUCAUUGUUACCCUGGUUAAGUCCUCUCUUCCUGACAGCACCAAGGCAGAUGACAAGGAGACGGCAAAAAGUAUUCUCAAGGCCAUUGUCUUCCUAACGCCGGUCUUUGGAGUUACCUGGAUCCUUGGCUUCUUUCUGUUUAUGGAUAUUAAAGAUCCGCUCUCGACUAUUAUUCAUUACACUUUCACCAUCCUCAACUCCUUCCAGGGCCUCUUCAUUUUGAUAACAGCAUGUUUUGCAGAGAAAAAGGUCCGAGAUGAACUGUUAAAGCUCAUAAAGGCUAAGGGUCCAUCAAAAGUAAAAAAGUGA
Messenger RNA from Lampris incognitus (smalleye Pacific opah), 3033 nucleotides. RefSeq names its product adhesion G protein-coupled receptor F3b (gene adgrf3b). The transcript has 16 exons. Gene Ontology annotation, biological process: G protein-coupled receptor signaling pathway; cell surface receptor signaling pathway. The record is from RefSeq and is a predicted model, not a curated record. Gene Ontology annotation, cellular component: membrane. Bases 1 to 3033 code for a protein of 1010 amino acids. Lineage: Eukaryota; Metazoa; Chordata; Actinopteri; Lampriformes; Lampridae. Gene Ontology annotation, molecular function: G protein-coupled receptor activity.